Messenger RNA from Exserohilum turcica Et28A, 1584 nucleotides. RefSeq lists its product as uncharacterized. The transcript is spliced from 2 exons. Bases 1 to 1584 code for a protein of 527 amino acids. Gene Ontology annotation, biological process: L-homoserine metabolic process. Gene Ontology annotation, molecular function: homoserine O-acetyltransferase activity; L-serine O-acetyltransferase activity. The record is from RefSeq and is a predicted model, not a curated record. Lineage: Eukaryota; Fungi; Ascomycota; Dothideomycetes; Pleosporales; Pleosporaceae.
AUGAGCGUCCCCCGCAGCCUGCUCGCCCGCGCGCGCCCAUCUCGCGCGGCCUCUGCUACCCCACAAUGUUUCGCAGCGACGCCAGCGCAGCCUUCCUGGUGCGUUGCAAGACCCCAGUGGAACCACGCUGUUCGCUCCAUCCACCGGCAAUCUCCGCGCAAAGCCCAGCAUACCGCUGCUGCUCGCGAAGCCGAGUCGUCGAAUCCCGCCCUCUCGUUUCCCUGUCUCGACGCCCAUGAGUCUCGCUCGGCCUCACUCUCCAGGAAACGAUCCUCGUCGGGCCCGGAGCCCUCGUAUACGUCUGGCCACACGCUCAACUUCCACUCGACCCACCCAAUGCUGCUGGACUGGGGCGGCAUACUGCCAGAGUUCAACGUUGCCUACGAGACAUGGGGGCAGCUCAACUCCACCAAGACCAAUGCCAUCCUCCUCCACACGGGCUUGUCAGCAUCGAGUCAUGCCCAUAGCACCGACAUGAACACGAAGCCAGGAUGGUGGGAGAAGUUUAUCGGGCCCGGAAAGCCGCUGGAUACUGACAAGUACUUUGUCAUUUGUACAAAUGUAAUCGGCGGAUGCUACGGCUCCACUGGGCCUUCCUCGAUAGACCCUGCGAAUGGCCAGCGCUACGCCACGAGAUUUCCCAUCCUCACCAUGGAGGACAUGGUGCGCGCCCAGUUCCGCCUGCUGGACAAUAUGGGCAUCCAGAAGCUGUACGCCAGUGUGGGCUCGAGUAUGGGCGGCAUGCAGAGCUUGGCUGCCGGCACCCUGUUCCCAGAGCGCGUGGGCCGUGUGGUGAGCAUCAGCGGGUGUGCGCGCAGCCAUCCCUACAGCAUCGCCAUGAGGCACACGCAGCGACAAGUGCUCAUGAUGGAUCCCAACUGGGCCCGUGGCUUCUACUACGACGGCAUCCCUCCACAUGGCGGCAUGAAGCUGGCUCGAGAAAUCGCCACAGUCACGUACCGAAGCGGCCCAGAAUGGGAGCAGCGCUUUGGGCGACGGCGCGCAGACCCUUCGCGGCCACCGGCCCUGUGUCCAGACUUCCUCAUCGAAACCUAUCUCGACCACGCAGGCGAAAAGUGGUGUCUGGAAUACGACCCCAACAGCCUGCUCUACGUCUCCAAAGCCAUGGAUCUGUUCGACCUUGGCCUGGAACACCGCACUCGCAUCAACCAAGUGCGCAAGGCAAACAGCGGCAAGUUGCAGGCAUAUCUCGACGGACAGGACAUCACGGCCCAUGGCAGCAGUGACGUCUGUAGCCUAACAUUGCCCGAUGAACCUUAUGAGGAGAAGGAACAGCCCGUUGAGCCUGACUCGCUCGCACAGACAGACGGCAAUGAGCCGCCAGCAGACCUAGUGGCGGGACUAAGACCCAUGGCCAAUACCCCAACACUGGUUCUCGGUGUUGCUAGCGACAUCUUGUUCCCCGCUUGGCAGCAGAAGGAAAUCGCGACGACGCUCAAGCGCACGGGCAACAAGAAUGUCACGCAUAUCGAGCUGGGCGAGGAAAAGAGCUUGUUUGGCCAUGACACUUUCCUGCUCGACCUUCAAAACGUCGGCGGCGCUGUUCAAAACUUCUUGGGCUAA